Linnemannia hyalina is the source of this 873-nucleotide messenger RNA. NCBI's taxonomy places the organism in Eukaryota, Fungi, Mortierellomycota, Mortierellomycetes, Mortierellales, Mortierellaceae. The record is from the annotation of a GenBank genome assembly.
AUGAGCAAAACGGCACUCAUCCCCGCCUACUGUCAACGAUGUCUAGCAAUCGUACGGAGGGCAGCUCCCACAUCAACAACAACUGCAUGGUUAGCCCUGCGCGUUAGACCUUGGACCAUAUUCUCGACUCAACAAGCACCCUCGGCCGCCUUUUCUAGUUCACAGCAAAUCCGCGAGGCCUUCCUUCGCGCCGGACCGGGGCGGGAACUCGGAUCUGCAGCCGCACGGAGGCAUCAGAGCCAACAAAUAUCUCAAGCACCAGCAGAACCCCACAACGAACUCGACCCCCUACCGUCCGACACUCCAAUUGAUACGCCACUCCCGGAUCCCAUAACCAAGUCCACUUCCCAAAAGUCAACAACACCACCAUCACAGGUGACAGGAUACAAGGAGAUCGUCCUUCUCGAGACCGACUUCCGGGAACGGUUCAUCAAGGGUGGCGGCAACGGGGGUCAAAAGAUCAACAAAACAAACUCGAACGUCGAACUCAAACAUUUUGAGACCGGAAUCGUUGUCCAGUGUCAGGCUACUCGGUCCUUACCUCAGAACCGCAAGUUGGCGCGCCGAAUCCUAAUGGGGCGAUUGGACGAGUACUAUAAUGGCGACCUGUCGAAACGUGGACAAAAGGCGGAGAAAAUUCGGGAGAAGAAGAAGAGGAUGGCGCGCAAGUCUGCGAGGAAGUACCAUAGUAGUGGUGGUGUAAACGCGAAGGACGAUGGUGAUGAUGAUGGCGAUGACGAUGGCUCUGAGUACAUGGAGGAGGUGGAUCCGAUGGCUGUGCCUGAGAGUGUUGUCCAAUUGACGACUCUGGAAGAGAUCCUGGCUGGAGACAACAAGAAGCCCUCUCGUAGAAAGUCCAGUCGUGCCCAUUAA